Messenger RNA from Arabis nemorensis, 2283 nucleotides. Lineage: Eukaryota; Viridiplantae; Streptophyta; Magnoliopsida; Brassicales; Brassicaceae. The record is from the annotation of a GenBank genome assembly.
AUGGCUCACCUUCCUGAACCAGCUUUAUAUCUUGAUGUGAAGCAGGGCGCUCCUACGGAAUGCAAUCAUCCUCCGGACUUGGGUCCAUUUCUUCCAAGAAUUAGGAACUCUAAGCCGGAUGGUAUGAAGAUCCACUAUCUUCGUACUGAAGAAGCAACUUUAACAAUCUGGAAAAAGAUUGAGAUAAGGAAAGAGGAUCUGCACGAUAGAAACUGGUUCGAUUCGAAAGUCCCUGUACAAGACCAAGAAGACCACGAGACUUGUUGGUCAGUUUCGGGCGCUGAGAAUAUCAGCGAUGCAUUAUAUUAUAAUGAUGAUUCUAUUAAUAAGGUGUACGUACCUUAUUCAAGUCAGUAUUUGGUCGAUUUUGUGGAUACUGAAGAAGCAACAAAAAAGUACGAAAAGACCAAAGGGAAACAUUACUGCUACCCUUAUCCAGCCUACGAAGGUUUAGAGUAUGCCAUGAACCAUGGUAUACCAAGACGUGAUGAUUGGACAGACACCGGGUGCGGAAACGAAUUCCCUCCGAGUUGUAAUCUUGGUGAAGUCAGACUGAAGCACGUCUUAAAUGAUGUUAAAUCCUUACCUAAUGUGAAGCAGGCGAACGAAUACCUAAAGAUCCAACCGUUAUUAGGAUGUCUUGCGAUCUUCCAGCCUGAUUUCCGUCAGAUUAGAAAACGUACUUACCGUGGACCAACAUCAAAAAAUUCCAAGUUUGUUGGUUGGCAUUCAGUUUCACUUCGUGCAAUCAAAGUAGUGAAUGGGGAGACAAUCGGGAUCGGGAAGAACACCCAUGGAAUUCAGCAUGGAAACUCUGGUCAUUUUGAAGUAUCAUUGGACAUCGUGGUAUAUGAAUUGGAGACAAAAGGAAAACGAUCAUUUGGGCGGCGUCCAGGGAAACUGUUCAAUUCAUUUACCUAUGGAGAGGUUCGACCAGCAUAUCAGAAGAAAGUUGUCGAAUGUUAUCUUGAUGGUCAUAAGAUAGAUCAUCCGGAGACUCGCUCGAAAGAUACAGCAUUAUUUAUUCUUGAAGCGAUCUUUAAUCACACAUCUGGCCAUGAUGGUCAAACUGAGGUCAUUGGAGUUCCAAUAGAGCGAGCUUUGCUAAAAUGGGCGCUAAAGUUGCAGUUGAACAUGAACGUGACUUAUAGCAAGUCUGGUUCCACGACGAUUGAAAGUUCUCCAUGUAAUUCAAUGGAGGAAUGUAUUGGCAUAGCAGUAGACUGUCAUAAAUCAUAUGAAGGUGGCAUUCGAGUUCACUGGAAAGGCAACCCCUCCGUCAUUCUAGGUAACUGCACAAAGUAUGAUUGUUACGGCGAACACGUAGUAAUGAGUGAAUCCAAGAGAACACAACUCAGAGAUUCUAUCAAAGACAUGGCUGCAAGAAAUCUAAUAUGUAUCGCUCUUGCAUACCAAAAAUUUGAAUGUACUAAUCUUCCACGUCGAGCAAAAAGACAUCGAUGGAGAUUGCCUUGUAAAGACCUUAUUCUGUUAGCCAUCUUUGGUAUUGAGGAUCCGUGUCGACUUGGUAAAGAUGAUGAUCAUCAUCAUGAAAAGCAGGGUUUGGAAAAAAUUUCGGAUGAGGAGAGGAUCAUGGACAAAGAAAUUGAGAAUGAAGCGCCAGCACAGGACGAUGCAUCUCUAUCUUCGGCCAUCAUAGCAGCUGAUCUGUUAAGCUCUGCACGGCUUAUGCGUAAGCUUGACAAUGUGUAUACCAAGUACUCAGCUCAGUAUUUGGUGGAAAACGCUUGUCCCAAGAAGGAAGCUGGGCAGGGAGAAACGGAUCACCACUGCUCCAAGCUCACUGUCAAAGAUGGCCUUAAGUUUGCUUUGAAAGAAGGGAUACCGAAAGAAGAAGAUUGGCUGCAUUUGGGAUGUAUGUUCAACCGUCCCUCAUUUUCUCAUAACGCUGCUCGUGUGUGCAUGAAAGGAGAAGUGAUCGAGACUGCCAGUGUGAAUGAGGCACUAGAGUUCUCGACUCAUCAACCGGUAGGAGCGAAACUACAUGUGUUUAGUCCUGACAUUGAUCUUCUUGGAGACGGGAUUUACAUUGGCUCGUCUUGUGAGAAAUCUUGCUAUGUUGGACUUAGAAAUGUGAUUAUAUACGGAGUAACGCAGAUGGAUGGACAAACUGUUGCUAGUGUAAAGAUGUGCUAUGGCAACAAGGUUGCAUUCAUCAAAGUGUCUUUGGAAGCUGUGUCUCUCCAGCUAUUAAAGGAUGGUUUGUCAAAAACAGGAAGUCUGCUUGUUGACUUUUGUCUCCCACGCUUAUCUGUUGAGUAA